UUAAUGACCGUGACAAGCCGUGUGUUGCUAAUGAAUAACGCAGCUGCAGGUCCGACACGCCCAGGUUGUCCGCAGUAACACGCGUGAACUUUGACCACGGUAGAAAGUCUCGGUCUGGUUGAGGAUCCUGUGUGGGAACAAGCUGAUCGGAAGCAUUCAGCAUGGUUUGGCCUUUCAUCCUCUGGGCCGUGCUGCACGCUGCGGCCCCGUGCUCGGCUCACAAAGGUGCGCGUGCGGCCAGGGGGUCUGUGUCGGUGACGCUGCAGCCGUGGUUGACGGGUCUGACAGCCGUGGUUGUCUUCCUCUUCCUUGUCUUCGUCAUCGUCGUCGUCAGAAGACUGCUGCAGAAGAACAGGCGGGAGGAAGACAAGCAGGAGGAAAUGUUUGGAUGCGAGAACAAGGUUGUGGAGAUGGAGGAAGAUGACGUUACACACACCUACUUUUAGGAGCAGUGGAAGAGUUUUGGUUGUGAGCUGACUGACAAAUCAAUAAAGUACUAUCUAUCUAUCUAUAUCUAUAUCUAUAUCUAUCUAUCUAUCUAUCUAUCUAUCUAUCUAUCUAUCUAUCUAUCUAUCUAUCUAUCUAUCUAUCUAUCUAUCUAUCUAUCUAUCUAUCUAUCUAUCUAUCUAUCUAUCUAUCUAUCUAUCUAUCUAUCUAUCUAUCUAUCUAUCUAUCUAUCUAUCUAUCCACUGACCAGCUUUCUUUCAUAAACAUUGUUCAUGAUGAUGGUGAAUAUUAGUAUAUAGUUUUAUCCGCCUUAUUCCAAAAUGGAAUCAGCUCAUUUUAUUCCUCAUAAUUCUCCACAAUGACAACAUGAAACACAUUUUUGGUGAUUUUUGCAAAUGUGUUCAAAUAAAUAAAUAAGACAUCAUGUGAGUA
Messenger RNA from Entelurus aequoreus (snake pipefish), 879 nucleotides. RefSeq names its product small integral membrane protein 24 (gene smim24). NCBI's taxonomy places the organism in Eukaryota, Metazoa, Chordata, Actinopteri, Syngnathiformes, Syngnathidae. The coding region runs from base 162 to 446 and encodes 94 amino acids. The transcript has 3 exons. The record is from RefSeq and is a predicted model, not a curated record.